UUCUCUUUUAAGGAAUAUAAUUUCGGCAGUUUGUUAGUAAUAGGAUAAUAAUAAUAAUAAUAAAGAAUAUUGGUCAUAAGCUUUCUUAUCUGCGAGGUUUUCCUUCUUUUCAUACCCUUUCCAUUCCAAGCUUCCCUUCCUUCCUUAUGCCAACACCUGCUGUGGCUUAAUUAAUUAAAAUGACGACAAGAACAAUGAGGAGGAGACUACAUCAUGGUGACGUUGAUGGAAAAAGGAACGACGAACUUUUUGAUUCUUCUGAGGUUGAUGGUUUAAGCGAACCUUUACUCGGCAAUCACAUUGAUGAUUCUUCUGUUCCCGUACCCAUACUUGAAGAUCUAUGGGACGAUGAACGGAGGAAGCAGCACAUUCACUGGACUUUUGUGUUUUCGCAAUUGAUUGCUCAGUGGGCGCAAUGGUUAGCAAAUAUUGUGCUAGGUUCUGGAUCACUUAUUUCCCGGCUUUUGCCUCUUUCUGCUCUCAGUCAAAAUGGAUCAAACAGGAAGCUUCUUCAACCUUCUCUUAGUCCUUUACAGGAAGCAAGACUUAGAGAUCUUCAGCAAAGGUUGGGAGUUCCCUUUGAUGGUUCUCAGGCAGAGCAUCAAGAUGCACUUAAACAAUUAUGGAGGCUUGCUUACCCCGAUAGAGAGCUCCCGUCUUUAAAGUCUGAGCUUUGGAAAGACAUGGGUUGGCAAGGCUCAGACCCAUCAACUGAUUUUCGGGGUGGAGGAUUUAUAUCACUGGAGAAUCUGAUCUUUUUUGCCAAGAAAUAUCCGGACUCAUUCCAGAGAUUGUUGAACAAAAGAGAUGGAACUAGAGCUGAGUGGGAGUAUCCCUUUGCUGUGGCUGGUGUUAACAUUUCUUUUAUGUUGGCACAAAUGUUGGAUCUUCAGACAGGGAAGCCAUCCACUCUGGCAGGAGUCAGAUUCUUAGAACUACUAGCAGACGAUGAAAUGGCAUUUGACAACCUUUAUUGCAUAGCAUUUCAAAUGAUGGAUGCUCAGUGGCUUGCGAAGCGAGCUUCAUAUAUGGAAUUUAAUGAUGUUUUGAAGUCUACAAGGACGCAGUUAGAGCGGGAGCUUUCCCUUGAGGAUGUCUAUACCGUGAAAGAUUUACCGGCAUACAAUAUGCUGACGGGAUAAUAUGACAAUACAGUGUAAAAUUAAAUAAAAAAUUUCCCUGUCCAUCUGUGGAAUUGAUACAUGUAGCGUUCCAAUCAAAUCUGUAAGAAGAAACCCUUUUUAUUCAUGAUCAUGAAAACCAAUUACAAUUUCCAUUAACAACACUUUCCCUUCUUAAUGGUA
Populus euphratica (Euphrates poplar) is the source of this 1304-nucleotide messenger RNA. RefSeq names its product ELMO/CED-12 family protein. The transcript is spliced from 10 exons. Lineage: Eukaryota; Viridiplantae; Streptophyta; Magnoliopsida; Malpighiales; Salicaceae. The coding region runs from base 180 to 1142 and encodes 320 amino acids. The record is from RefSeq and is a predicted model, not a curated record.